AUAUGUUUGAAGUCUACUCACUCACAGGCAUGGCUGCUCAUCUCAUCAUUCUUCUUCUCUUCAGUGUGCUCAAAGGACUUCACAGCAUAACUACAGUCAGUAAAGUAUCAGUGAAAGCUGGACAAUCGAUCUCCAUCCCAUGUCUCUAUGAGACCAAAUACCAAAACCAUGUGAAGUACUUGUGUGAAGGAUAUUAUUGGAUGUCCUGCAGAUAUGCAGUAAAAACAAAUGAAGCAGACCCUUCAGGAAAAUAUUCAAUCUCUGAUGACAAAAAACAGAACAUUUUUACUGUGACUAUAAACCAGCUGACAAAUAAAAACACUGAUUACUGGUGUGCAGUGGAGAUUAAUGGAGAGGUGGAUGAUGGAGUGCAUUUUAAACUUUCAGUUACCACUGGUACCACCAGUAUCUAUGUGAAUCAUCAGACAAUUACAGGAUAUAUUGGAGAAAGCAUAACUAUUAGAUGCCACCACAGUAACUCUGGAGAAAUGAGGUGGUGCAGGCUGGGCAGGAACUGUGUGACAGGAUCAUCUGGAUCCACAGAUGGAACAACAGUGACCACUCAUAUGAGAGACCCAUAUGUUUUCACAGUGACCAUGAGUGGAUUAAGAUUAAAGGACAGUGGCUGGUAUUGGUGUGCUGAAGGGGACAUUCAGAUACCAGUAUAUUUAAAUGUUACUGAGAAACUUCCACUUAAUACUAUCAUGAUCUCUACUACUAGUACUGACAGUAGAACUACUCAUGGAAGUGAAACCAUUAUCAAAAUGGAACAAUGGAACAAUUCUACAGUAGUAGAAAAUAAAGAAAACAGAGAUUCAUUUGUGCCAAGGAUCCUCAUCAUCCCUCUGAAUGUGUUGAUCUCAAUUGUAAUUGUGGUGUUGUUCAUCUGGUUUAUACUGAGACACAAGCAGAGGAAAGCAGACUCAUCAGUCACACCAAUGGCUGAAGAGGAAAUAAUAUACUCUGAUGUUAGACCCAAGAAAAGAAGUUUAGCCAAGGUGGACAAGGAAGUAACAUACUCUGACGUUAGACCUAAGGAAAAAAAUUCAGCCAAGAGGUCAUUUGCUGAAAGUGAAACGGAAAUCUUGUACAGUUCUGUUGUUACGAAACAGCGCAUGAAAAGGGGUGACGGAAAAGACACAGAAGUUACAUUAGAGCACAUUAGCUAAUCAGAAUUUAAAUAAUUAAAUAUUCAAACAUUUUGCAAUUGUAUCUAUUUUAUCUGUACCUAUGUUACUGGAGUCUUGUCAGAUAAGUGCAGUCUAAUCUGUUGUCAUCAGCUUUUUAUGUAGUAACUGUUUUCUUCUUCUUUUUGUUUUGUAACUGUUUUGUUGCAAACUUUAUUCCUGUGUAGCUGUAAAAUGGCUCAAAGAAGCAUCGACCUGUUUGUUUGCUCUUUUUCAAGAACAUUAAUAUGAUUCUUGGUUCUUGUAAUGAAGCA
Messenger RNA from Pelmatolapia mariae (spotted tilapia), 1441 nucleotides. RefSeq names its product polymeric immunoglobulin receptor-like. Lineage: Eukaryota; Metazoa; Chordata; Actinopteri; Cichliformes; Cichlidae. Bases 3 to 1169 code for a protein of 388 amino acids. The record is from RefSeq and is a predicted model, not a curated record. Gene Ontology annotation, cellular component: plasma membrane. The transcript is spliced from 10 exons. Gene Ontology annotation, molecular function: transmembrane signaling receptor activity.